Dama dama (fallow deer) is the source of this 537-nucleotide messenger RNA. It is a transcript of the gene COXFA4, whose product is annotated as NDUFA4 mitochondrial complex associated. Lineage: Eukaryota; Metazoa; Chordata; Mammalia; Artiodactyla; Cervidae. The record is from RefSeq and is a predicted model, not a curated record. Bases 129 to 377 code for a protein of 82 amino acids. The transcript is spliced from 4 exons.
GGGUCCUUCAGGUAGGAGGUCCUGAGUGACUUUGGACGUCCGCUCCUCACAGGUGCGGUGAGUGCUUAAUCUCCGGCCUUGCGGCUUAGUUUUUCUCUCGGUUUGGGCUCGAGGCCUCUGUCGCAACCAUGCUCCGCCAGAUCAUCGGUCAGGCCAAGAAGCAUCCUAGCUUGAUCCCCCUCUUCAUAUUUAUUGGAGCAGGAGGGACUGGAGCAGCACUGUAUGUCACACGCCUGGCAUUGUUCAAUCCCGAUGUCAGUUGGGACAGAAAGAAUAACCCAGAACCCUGGAACAAACUAGGUCCUAAUGAUCAGUACAAGUUCUACUCUGUGAACGUAGAUUACAGCAAACUGAAGAAAGAAGGUCCAGACUUCUAAAUGAAAUAUUUCACUUAAAGCUGCUUAGAAUGAAGGUCUUCCAGAAGCCAUCCGCACAAUUUUCCACUUAACCAGGAAAUAUUUCCCCUCUAAAUGCACGGAAUCAUGUUGGUGUAUUGUAUUGGGGUUUACACUUGUGAAUAAAUUGUCUGAAACUUGA